AUGACAUUUUGUCAAUCUGUGAAAGCUCACUAUCGGCACAAAUUUGACCUCGAAUAUCAUGGAGAGCUGAAGGAGACGAGACUUCGAAAGUGCCAAGGGGGUGGGGGAUCAAGUGCGAGUCUGUUCACUAGCACAAAAAUCUACGAGAAGGGGACGGUCACCUGGUUUAGCAUUCAUCAAUGCUGGGACUCAUGUCAUCUGAAGAGAGAGCCCAUUUUCCAAGCUUUCGAGGCAACAGAGUCACGAGACUUGGCAAUGGACGACUCUGGUGUGUGUGCUCAAAAGCGAACCCGUUCGUCUCGACUGUGGCUGGUAAACCAGCCGAAAAGGCAGACGGCGGGAUUAGAACGAGCAUGCAUCGGUCUGGGUCUCACUCUGAAAUUUGCGGAUGGAAUUGAGUCCAAGCACAAGGGUAUGUUGGAGACCGUGAAUAUGUUGAGGAAAAGGAAAACAAUGGGUCGCGCCCGCAGGGAUUUUUACUCGGGCCAGCCGUCUGCUUAUGUCAUAGUCACGUGGUGUAGUCUCGUUGUGAUUCUCUUUCUGGGAAUCUAUGUUCCGAAUAUAGUAGGCGCAGGUGAAUACUGGAACAGAAGACCAUCAAACACAUUCAAUACCCAUUCGAUGGACAGUAUCAUUACUUUGUCCACUCCAUCCGUUUAG
Molecule: messenger RNA, 660 nt
Organism: Penicillium oxalicum
Lineage: Eukaryota; Fungi; Ascomycota; Eurotiomycetes; Eurotiales; Aspergillaceae
Exons: 3
Coding region: 1-660 (219 amino acids)
Source: RefSeq, a predicted model, not a curated record